AAUCAUAUAUGCCCACCUUAUUUUGUAUUACAUAGUGACCCAUUUGGUGUGACUCUUCUUCCUCCUCCAUAACCAUUCAUGAUUCAUUUCCACUUCUAGUUUCAGUUUCACCAAACUGAGCUGUUGAUUCAGUUUUCCUCUGAAGAUAGUCAGAGGAGGAGCCACUAAAGAUGUCAAAUUUGAUGACCCUUUUGCUAGCUUUGAGUCUGCUACUUGUCCCAGUAGCUUUAUCUGAACCUGAGGCCAUUCAGAAUCUACUUCGGCGUUUGGACUCCAAAAGGGUAUCUGCUUCAGCUCAAGAGGGUGCCGCUAAUGCUCUUCUCAAGAGAUUUCUUCCUCCUGCCUAUGAAGCCAGUUUUGUCUUCAAGAUUGUAUCCAAGGAUGUUUGUGGAGGACAUAGUUGCUUUAUAUUACAAAAUUACAAGCUAUCAAGCCAGGAUGAGCCUCAGAUAAUAGUCAAAGGGACUACUGGAGUUGAACUUGCAUCUGGCCUUCAUUGGUAUUUAAAGUAUUGGUGUGGGGUUCAUAUUUCUUGGGACAAGACCGGUGGUAGCCAGAUAACUUCUAUUCCUAACCCAGGUUCCCUUCCCCCUUUAAACGAUGGGGGAAUCAUAAUAAAACGGCCGGUUCCUUGGAACUAUUACCAAAAUGUUGUUACAUCCAGUUAUUCCUUUGUUUGGUGGGAUUGGGAAAGAUGGGAGAAAGAAAUAGACUGGAUGGCUCUUCAGGGGAUUAAUCUGCCUUUAGCAUUUACAGGUCAAGAAGCUAUUUGGCAAAAAGUUUUCAUGGAUUUUAAUAUCAGUAAGGAGGAUCUUAAUGACUUUUUUGGUGGACCUGCCUUCCUUGCAUGGGCUCGCAUGGGAAAUUUACAUGCGUGGGGUGGACCAUUAUCACAAAAUUGGUUGGAUAAUCAAUUGAAAUUGCAGAAACAAAUACUUUCCCGGAUGCUAGAGCUAGGCAUGACUCCAGUUCUGCCAUCAUUCUCUGGAAAUGUUCCAGCAACAUUAAAGAAGAUACGUCCUUCGGCUAACAUUACUAGACUUGGGGAUUGGAACACUGUCAAUGGCGAUAAGCGAUGGUGUUGUACUUACCUUCUUGCUCCUUCUGAUCCUUUGUUCGUUGAACUUGGAGCAGCUUUUAUUAAACGACAAAUCGAAGAAUAUGGAGAUGUGACAGAUAUAUACAAUUGUGAUACAUUUAAUGAAAAUUCUCCACCAACCACUGACCCUGCUUAUAUUUCAUCACUUGGAGCUGCUGUGUAUAAAGCAAUGUCAGAAGGUGACAAGGAUGCUGUUUGGCUAAUGCAAGGUUGGCUCUUCUAUUCGGACGCCUCUUUCUGGAAGCCGCCUCAAAUGAAAGCCCUUCUACAUUCUGUCCCGUUUGGGAAAAUGAUAGUUCUUGACUUAUUUGCUGAUGUUAAACCUGUAUGGAAUACAUCUUCUCAAUUUUAUGGCACACCUUAUGUCUGGUGUCUAUUACAUAAUUUUGGUGGAAAUAUUGAAAUGUAUGGCGUAUUGGACUCAGUUUCUUCAGGACCUAUCGAUGCUCGUAUCAGUGAGAAUUCUACUAUGGUUGGCGUUGGUAUGUGCAUGGAAGGAAUAGAGCACAAUCCAGUUGUAUAUGAACUGAUGUCUGAAAUGGCAUUUCGAAGUGAAAAAGUUAAUGUUCAGGAAUGGCUGAAGUCCUAUUCUCAUAGACGUUAUGGUAAAGCGGUUCACCAAGUUGAAGCAGCUUGGAAAAUUCUUCAUCAAACAAUUUACAAUUGUACUGACGGAAUCGCUGACCAUAACAAAGACUUUAUAGUACAAUUUCCAGAUUGGGAUCCACAAGUAAAACAAAGUCCAAAAUUUUCAAGACAUAAUCGGAUGGAAAUGCUUUCGAGAAUAGAUAGAAAAAGAAGAUUUCUACUCCAAAAUACUAGCACUGAUUUGCCCAAAGCACAUUUAUGGUAUUCUACUCAGGAGGUGAUCAAUGCCUUAAAACUAUUUAUUGACAAUGGUAGUGAAUUUGCUGGAAGCCUUACUUAUAGAUAUGACUUGGUUGAUCUAACAAGACAAGUGCUCUCAAAGUAUGCAAACCAAGUAUACAUUGAUGCAGUGCUUGCUUUUCGACAUAAGGAUGUAGAUGCUUAUAAACUUCAUAGUCAAAAAUUUGUUCAACUCAUUACCGAUAUUGAUGUUCUUCUUGCUUCUGAUGAUAAUUUCUUGCUUGGAACCUGGCUUGAAAGCGCGAAAAAUCUUGCAGUCAAUCCUCGCGAAAAACGGCAGUAUGAGUGGAAUGCAAGGACACAAGUAACAAUGUGGUAUGACACCACAGAAACAAAUCAGAGCAAGCUACAUGAUUAUGCAAAUAAAUUCUGGAGUGGCCUGCUGCAAAGCUACUAUCUACCAAGAGCUUCUGCCUAUUUCAACUUACUCUCCAAAAGUUUGAGCAAAAAUGAGAAAUUCUAUUUGAAAGAAUGGAGACAAGAAUGGAUAUUGUUCUCCAAUAAUUGGCAAACAGGAACAAAUACUUACCCAGGGAAGGCCAAAGGAGAUGCACUUGCCAUUUCUAAAUCAUUGUAUGAAAAAUAUUUAAGUUAAAAAGUCAUUGGCUUCAGCAUGUAACACUGUUAUCAAACUUAUGGGUGUUAAUUUUUGGCACCCUAAGCUGGUAAUAUUAUUUUCCCAAUAAAUUGAAAAAGUUUCCAAUAAAUAAGUUGGUUGCAUGAAGAACAGCUCUAACCAUUUCAUUA
Molecule: messenger RNA, 2734 nt
Organism: Humulus lupulus (European hop)
Lineage: Eukaryota; Viridiplantae; Streptophyta; Magnoliopsida; Rosales; Cannabaceae
Product: alpha-N-acetylglucosaminidase
Exons: 19
Coding region: 171-2582 (803 amino acids)
Source: RefSeq, a predicted model, not a curated record